Molecule: messenger RNA, 4259 nt
Organism: Puntigrus tetrazona (Sumatra barb)
Lineage: Eukaryota; Metazoa; Chordata; Actinopteri; Cypriniformes; Cyprinidae
Product: claudin-20
Exons: 3
Coding region: 713-1573 (286 amino acids)
Biological process (GO): bicellular tight junction assembly; cell adhesion
Cellular component (GO): plasma membrane; bicellular tight junction
Molecular function (GO): structural molecule activity
Source: RefSeq, a predicted model, not a curated record
GAAGCAGCCAGAGGAAGGCAGCAAACACUACUCUGGGGACGGAUCUUUACAAGCGUGGGAAGUGGAGAGAGCUCUAUCUCGCAGUAUCCCAGGCUUUCCCUGCCCUCUGUCUGCUCUGAAAUCAACUGACAGAGUGUUGAAGUAAUCAGAGCAGACCCGGCGCUGCCUAGAGCCUGUUUUCUUCUAUCAAAACCAGAGCAGCCCCGUCGUUCUCAGAAUCGGCUGCUUUGGAUCUCUUUCGCAGUUUUUGGACCUUCUGGAGUCAAGGAGCAAAGACAUGACACAGGUUGCGUCCAGAACCGGAGAUAUCUGAGGAAAGUGUUAGUCCAGACCAGUGUGAGGAGUUGGGAAGAGUCAGGCUGAGCACUAUGACGGUUCGUGUGAAGCUGCUGGAAUGUGCUGUGCUCAGCCUGACGUCCAUCCACCCUGUGUCACGCUUAGGGCGCCCCUCUCGCCUACUACCUGGACGUCACGCACUUUGUGCAUGUUCUUGCUGACUACACAUGUGUUGGUAUAUUCUGGCUUUAGCAGUCAAGAGAAACAGAAGCUAGAGGAAAUCUCUUCUGAACAUUACCAUAGCGCACCAGUGUAAGGCCUUGCGGAGCCAGUGCGGAGGAAUUAUCUGCUGUCAGGUCCUGCGCCGGGCUGAUAGGGAAAGCAGCGCACUAAGGGCCACGGUGAGGGGGACGGCCGCAGGGGGAAGGGACCGACGAUGCCGUCUUCCACCAUGCAAAUGUUUGCCUUUAUUCUGGCGGUGCUGGGAGUCGUGAGUGCCACGGUGGCCACGCUGCUGCCCAACUGGAAAGUGAGCGCAGAUGUGGGCUCCAACAUCAUGACUGCCAUCUCGCAGAUGCAGGGACUGUGGAUGGACUGCACCUGGUACAGCACCGGAGUCUUCAGCUGCUCGCUUAAGUACUCCGUGUUGGCGUUGCCGGCUUAUCUCCAGACUGCACGCACCACUAUGGUGCUUUCCUGCAUGAUGGCGACAAUGGGACUCUGUCUGGCCGCCCUAGGGCUGAAAUGUACUCGCUGGGGUGGCAGUUAUCGCUCGAAGGGACAUACUGCGAUUUCUGCAGGGGCUUGCUUCGUCAUAGCAGGGGUGCUGUGUCUGGUGCCCGCAUCCUGGUUCACCAAUGAGGUCAUCACGACGUUUAUGGACUCCAAAGUGCCCAAAAGCAGCAAGUACGAGCCAGGGGCAGCGGUGUACGUGGCUUUCGUGUCGGCAGGAUUCCUUUUAGCCGCAGGCGUAAUCUUUUGCUUAUCAUGUCCUGGAAGAAGAGGCGGUCCAUUGGAUUCUGGCUCGUCCCACCCCGACAAGCCAAAACCGCAGAAGCCGAGCCAGGAGCAGCCGAACCGCGACCAACCCAAACAGCAGCACUGCGAACAGCAGAGUCAGACUGAACCUCCGGAACGAGAGGAAUCGCAUCGAGAGAAACUACACCAGGACAAGCUGCAAGCGGACAACCGGCAGCAAGAGAAGUCGAACCUAGAGAAGGACAAGCAGUACCUCUCUCCAUCUCGAACCCGAAAUCCAGACGCCAAGGCCGUCUACAGUCUGCACGACUAUGUGUAAACAUCUAUCGAGUGUUCUUGGUUAUCAGACUGCCUUUCUUUGUAAGCGGCAAAAAGAGGAGGGGAAAAGCAGGAGCAGCGGGAGGAAUAAUGACUUUGAUGCUGUUAUCAACCCUUCUCAUCUGUGCUUUUGCUCACAGCAAGCGAAGCAGUGGAGGUAUUUCCAAAGCCCCGGAACAGACAAAGUAAGGAUUGUGAAUCCUCGGGUACAUGGUACAAAGGGGGCCGAGGGGUGACGUAUCAUAAAAAAGGAAAUUUCUUAAGCCGUCAAAGUAAGGAAAGUUCUGAAGAUGCAAUGGUUUGAAAAAAAUCUGCAUUUUAUAGUUGCACCAUCAUAUCAUUACUGAAACGCAAACUCUAAGAGAACCAAAAUUAAAAAGCUUGAUACACACUGCUUAUCUAGCCUAGAUUUUUUUUUGUCUUUUUACAGCCAAAAUAUCUAGAAAUUCUUCAUUCAAUCUCGUUUUCACAAAAAACAAUUCAAAAUUAAGUGUUUUUACGUGAUAUAAACUAAAUAAUCUGCCAAUGGGAUAAGCAAAAUAAUCUUGUUUUUAUGUUUGAAUUAUUUCGCUUACCCUAUUGGCAGAUUAUAUGCUUGCUAUAAGCAAAAAGCCACUUAAUUCUUUUUCUGAAAACAAAAGCUAUUUAUACUUGUCUAGAAAAUCCUUCUUGAUUUAAGAAUCUAGGCUAGAAAGCAUUUUUUGCAGUGCAUUAGGCAGUAUGUGCAUGCUGUUUGUAGAUAAUGCUGUUAAUAAUAGCUUGCAGUUGUGAAAGGGGGAUAAUCAAGCUUGCACCUGAGGAUGCUUCACCCCAUCAGCUGUCCAUUAAAUGGUGCAUGUCCUUCACAAAAAGGGAUUUUGACAUGUCCAGUCCAUAUUUUUCAAAGAAUGGUGAUGGGGGGAGGCAGAGAUCGUCUGAGGUAAUGAUGCUCUUUGCUUUUCCAUUAGGUUCGCUACGGAUGGGUGCACAGUGCUCAUUUAUUGCGCGCAGGCAGAUACACCAACACACACACACAAGCUUUUCUUCCCUCCCUCGUACUCCUGCUAGAAGGGUAAUGGGGGCUUGCACCCAAUCAUCAUGAUGCUGUGCGUCAGUGUGUCGUGCCUGCAGGAAGUGCAGUCGGUCCUGUUCUAGGGCAAACAGGACGCAGUAACACGCUGUUCACACUUUUGUCGAAAAGUAGAACCAAGGAGACAGAAACCUCAGCGGUGGCUUCGGAGUCCCCCGCUGGGCAACAAUUACACCUUUGGUCUGCGUCUCAAAUCGGUCAAACCAUCCGCAGUAUUUUCUGAUUGCUAAGCUGUUUUGGGUUACAGUCAAGCCAUUGACCAUUUUUUCAGAGUCAGGGGAAAUAGGAAAUGUUUGAUAUAAUGUACCGCAUUUGACUUGAGCUAAUACUAAGUGUCAUUGUCUGUGCUGUUUCCGUCGUAACGAUGGUCAAGGGCUCCUAUUGUCUCCAGAGAGACGCCACAGCAAGACAUUUUCUGCCUUUCACUUCUGUCUCACAUAUAAGCACACAUACUGCUGUUUGUGUUUGACAUGCGUUUGCAGAAUGCUUUAGAAAUUGACAAUGAAAGAGAGCAACAAGGCCUUUUUUUUUAACAAAGUGCCAAUGGACCAUGUUUUGCUUUAUUGUUCAUAUACUGUCAAAUCACCUUUAUUUAUAUAGUACUUUUUUCUUUAAAUUUGCUAUAGUUAUUUGGGUCCAAAAAUCUGAGAACACUGGUGAAAAUUAUGCUAUUUUACCUUUAAUUUGUUUUUAUAAAAUUCAAUUAUCAAAUUAUAUCAACAAAUUAUUAUUACAUUACAAAAUUAUUUCAGUAUAAUUCAAGUGCAAUUUAUAUAUUGUACUGAAUAAAUAUUCUGAAUACUCUGAUGCUUCUUUAUUUUAAAUUAUUUUUAUUUUUCAUGAAAAAAAAAGAAUUCAGAUUUUCAUUAUGGUCUAAGACGUUUGGGCAGCACUGUAAACAGUUGGAUAUGCCGAUUGUGGCCUGAAUCUUAUUAUUAUUAUCAUAUAUGGGUUUUGUAUAACCAUCACAUCAAUACAGACAUUUUGAACAUUUUGAAAAUAGCAUUUUAUUUUAGUAUUUAUAUGUUUUCCCAUGCUAUUUUGUUGUAAACACUUUUUUUUAUUUUUAAUCAAAAAUUUAUCUUUUAAGUUAUUUUAUUGACCUUUGCAGUGAAUAAUAAAACAAUUCAUUUCAUUACACGGUGAUAUACAGCAGAGUGCAAAAAUAUUUUUGGAAUAUAUUUUGAUGAUAACAGAAAUCCCUGUCCUAUUAAAGCAAAAUAUAUUCAUUUAUAUUUUAAAAUGUUUUAAUGUUAUAACGGACAUGCCUAUUCAGUCCAGGUCACGUGCAAAAAAAAAAAGUCACAUGAACAACUGCACGGAUAUUCAGAAUUGGGUUUGGUUUGUUGUUUGAAUGUAUCUCCAGGAGUGUGUUUAUAUCAGCACAUGUACAUUAUUUUUAAGAAACAGUGAUCUGAAAAUCUUCGAUCAUCAUGACACGGUGAAUGUUGACUACAUUGAAUGUUGCUUUGUGUUAAAUUAGUCAUUUUGAAUGUUCUGUUUUGGCUUGACGAAAUAAGGGCUUCAUUUAGUGAAUUUACAAACUGUGUGGCCAGUAACGAUGUGAAACCAUCAAAUCCAAUAAAGCACAUACUUAAGCCUGUACAGUACAACAGAA